UCACACUUACAUUAAACAUUCUACUUAAGACCAAAGUAAUUUCAACUUAUUUAUUUAUUAAACACUACCUCUUAAUCUCUCCAUGGACGAUCUGAAUCCUCUGGCGGGCACGGCUCAUCUCCUAGAAGAAGUUGACAAGAAACUGAUGGUACUGCUAAGAGACGGACGAACUCUGAUUGGAUACCUGCGAUCCGUGGAUCAGUUCGCUAACCUAGUGCUGCAGCGCACCAUCGAGAGGAUACAUGUCGGAAACGAGUACGGCGACAUUCCGCGUGGAGUCUUUAUCAUACGCGGCGAGAAUGUGGUGCUCCUAGGAGAAAUUGAUCGCGAGAAGGAACAAAAGCUGCCGCUCAAGGAGAUUUCGGUCGACGAGAUCCUGGACGCCCAGCGAAGGGAGCAGGAACAGCGGCAGGAGAAGCACCGUCUGGUUUCCAAGGCACUAAAAGAACGAGGACUGGCCGUAGAUGCCAACAUAAUCAACGAAGACUUCUGUUAAGACUUCACUUCUUUUUCUAAGAACAUUGAUAGAUUAAGCUCAAAAGAUUUUGUCACUUUGUAUAUUUGUACUGCAUUAAAAAACUAUGUUAAAAACUA
Molecule: messenger RNA, 594 nt
Organism: Drosophila eugracilis
Lineage: Eukaryota; Metazoa; Arthropoda; Insecta; Diptera; Drosophilidae
Gene: LSm1
Product: U6 snRNA-associated Sm-like protein LSm1
Exons: 3
Coding region: 83-496 (137 amino acids)
Biological process (GO): deadenylation-dependent decapping of nuclear-transcribed mRNA
Cellular component (GO): P-body; Lsm1-7-Pat1 complex
Molecular function (GO): RNA cap binding
Source: RefSeq, a predicted model, not a curated record